UUGUCUCAUGACCAUUUGGACUGAAUACUUUUUUUUGACUAGCUUGAAUCGUUCAACGCCUUUCAACCUAUUGACUACCUUUGUCUACCAGCGACACGACUGCAAUCUUUUUCAGAUCAGUAUAUAUAAGCGUACCAAUUGAUCGUCAUCAAUUCUAACAACAACACCAUGUCCGAGUCGAUUUUCGGCUCUCCAUCUCACCUCUUAACUGCCGAGUUUGCACCUGAGUCAGCGCAGACUGGCAAUGAGGUCCGUAUGCCGGCCCCUGUUCACCAACCACCACCUAGUUUUACAGAUAUCCAAUUCGGUAUCAUCGGAAAACCGCCCAAUUUACUCAGUCGCAUUUCUGCGCCAGAUCCGGGACAAAUGUCCUUUCGUUCUCCCUCACCAGCAACGUUGCAUCUUCCACCUCCAGUAACCCGUGCCCCAGUUCCAAAUUCGCGAAAGCUGGCUGAGCGGAUUCAAAUGGAUCAUUCACAACUCAACUCAUCCGCAAAAUCCCAAAAUCUUCAUCCAACACGUGAAUUGCCCCCUGCACCACGGAUAAAGCGCAACCGUUACGUUCCUGCAAACCCUCAUUUAAUUCCUCCAAUCGAGGUUCUCCCGACUACUUCCGAGUCAAACAUGUUGCAAAUGCAAACCCCCGCAAAUGCUGCCGCCAACGAAGUCAGAGAGGCAUUAACACCCGAACUCGUCUACCCCGGCUCAUUUCUUGUAACUCCGACCACUGAACAAUCCAAUCGUGACAUUUUCUCAUCGUCCCAUCCGUCUGGGUCGCCAAAACUACAUUCUUCCACAGGAUUCUUUCCUCAACUAACCCAGAGUUCACCCUCGUCGACGCUAUCAGCAUCUCUUCCUCCGAAUUCUAAAAUGACUGGUACCAGCUCAAGCCAAGUUCCAGACGUUGUGCAGCCUGAAACAUUUCAAGAGCAAGUCGCACAAGACUCAUUGUCCGCUUUACAUGCCAGGCUUCUAGAAAAGAACAAAGCUUUAUCCCUUGCCCUUCCUACACCGCUUCUCAGGACCCCAUCCCCAUUUGCACCGCCUUCGAAUAUACUCGAGUUAGCUGCUGGGCUUCGUAAUGAAACGAAUGAGGAGGAGUUUGGCGUCAUUGUUCUUCGACAUCCGUACCCUCAGAGCAGUUCCACCUCAAACGGUCCCUUGGAUCAAGAAAUGUUACCAGCUGAUGAUGGUAACGCUCUUGUCCUGACGAGUUCGCGACCUUCCAAUAUACCAACCUCGCGGAACACCCACAUUGAGCCAUUGGUCGAAGCCAUAAAGGAGCUCCUAUUCGUUGCCGAGGGUGCCGCCAAACAGCAGCGCGAUGCGAAUCAAGUAUUUGAUGCAGAGCGCAUGGACUUCGAUGCGCGCCGAAAGGCGUUCGAUGAACACAUGCUCGUGAGGGAGGCGGAAUACAAUUCUCAGAUGCGAACGUUGCAGAAGCAGCGGGAGGAGUUGCGCACCAGGGAGGAGAGACUUGUGGCGCUGGAGGAGGAAUCACGACUCCGAGCGGAAACAAAGCGCGCUCGAGAUGCUCAACGCCGUGCACAAGACGAUCAGCGAAAGUUGGAGGAUGAGUCAAGACGGACGGCCAUCCAGGAAGAAAUUGCCGAAGCGAUGAAGCUUCUCGAAGACGUAAAAGCUGAGAAGACACAGUGGGAAGCAGAGAAGGAGCGUAUCGAGAGAGACAGGGCUCUGGCUCAAAAUAAUGCAUCGCCCCUCCAGCUUUCUGCUGAUAUCGAGCCUCGUGUUGAGAAGGAGGAUGGUAUGACUGAAGAAGAGAUUAAGGUGGUCGAUAACCAUAACAACUCUUUGGUUUACCAACACAAAUUGACCGAGAAUCUGAAAAAGCAAAUCGCCUGGACUCGUCAAUCUUGCGGUACACUCCAGCAUUUGAAGGAGACGCGUUUGCAGGCUGCUGAAGCAGAGCAUCGGCGGGUCGAAGAGGAAGCAAAGAAGCAGAGGGUCCAGGCCGAAGAGGCUGAAAAGCGGGCUGAUGAAGAACAAAAACUGCGACACAGAGAGCUCCUCGCUCAGCAGACCGCUCUGGAAAAGGCUGCUCGCAUCCGUGCUGGGCGUGCUGGACACUUGGUGAUUUCCACGACCGAUGGUGGCAACAUAGAAGGUAUGAAUGUGGAGGUAGAGGUCGAUGAAUUAGCAUCACCGCUCGAACGUACUGUCCUGUUGCCGGGUCAAAAAGGCAGCGCACCAAAGAAGCCUGCUUCGCGAGCAAAGAAGACCUCUCAUUCUCAGGGAACUUCCGGCAACGUUAUGCUUGGCGCACUGUCAACCUCGGAUGGUCCCCCUUCAUCAUCAAUGUCAACACCCACAUCAUCAUCAACUGCCCCAGCCUCCUAUAAGACACCCUCGUUUGUGUCGGCUUCUACUGACGUCGGGAGACGGGUGAUUACAGAUGCGCCUUUGUUUUCGACUCAAUUGGCUUCUGAGUUCUCUCUGCAUUCGUCCGUCUCUCCCCUAUCAAAUGAGCCACUGCUGAGUUCCAAAAAAAUUGCGUUGCCCAGUACUCCCAAGUCACGUACCAUCCUCGGUAGCGAUACCAACAAGUGGACUGAAUGGACUGUUAGUCAACAGGCGAAUGUCUCACCAGCUCAGAGAGACGCGAAUUUGCGACACAUCAAGAAGAAUAGACGCGUCGAGAAGAGUGCUGCUGGAGAUCGGAGCGUGAAGCGACCUGACGACUCGCUUCCUAUCAAGAUGAUAAAAACAGAAGAAGUGGUGGUCGAGGAAUCGCGUGAUCAAGAACAGACUAGCAGUCUCCCUGAGGAAGGAGCAUCCGCCCGAUCUGCGGAUGUCAUAGUUCACAUUCCAAAUGACAAUCUGCCGUUCAAAAUUUCGAACAUCAAUGCUUCUCAAACGAACGAUAUCCCUCAAACUUCCGUCGAACUCGUCAUCGGUCAAGUGCCAAGUGCAUUUUUGCGCUCCAAUGCUCGAGUUGGUUCAGCAGGUACAUCAGGGUCUGUGACAGGGCUCGCACCAAUUCGAAACAGCCCAGAUCCCUGGGUCAUGGAUGCCUCUGUGGCCCGUCAGCAAUGGACUCCAGAUGCCAUAUCCCCUCAUUCUGAGUCAUCGGAAUCUGUCUCUCGUUACGAUCCCAACCAACGCUCUCGACAGAACUCUCAGAUUAGCGGACAAACUAGAUCCCCGGAACCCUCGGGUUUCGUCCGCAGUAAUGGUACCAGCGGCGGGUCUCGUAGUCAGCAUCAGCAGUGGGCUCCUCGUUAUCCGGACCACUAUUCCCCCCCUCCUACAUCUGCGACGUCAUCUCAUCAUCGGCACCUCGAACAGAACGAGGCCAGAGCUUACAGGCUCCCCAUUCCUCCCCGUCCAAUUUCGCCGAUGAACAGUGGCAGAAAGAGGCCGGCGGAGCACGACAGUGAAGAUGAGAAUCGUGAUCGCUGUCGACCACGAGGCGAUCAUUAUGUACCAGAACGAGACUAUCGGAAUCCUCGUGGACUUGCCCGUCGCUCCCCUGUUGCAGAAACGGAGUGGCGAAGGGGUCGUUCUACCUCACCAGAGUUGCGCAGCUCAAUUCACGAUCGACUACGGUCACCCUCACCCUCCCGUCAAAUUAGGCCGUACAGUGACCGGGAUGCACUUGAUAAGCGUGGGCGGCAUGAGGGCAGUUACAGGCCGGAUUACACCAACGCCGCAGAUGUCCGACGUCCCUCCGAUUCGGGAUACAGCAAGGAAGAGCGUUCCACUCGCCGUGAAGAGCGCGAUCCUCGUGGCGACGAGCCCUCACUUCUAGGGCGACUUUCAACACCAGGAGGACGUGGAAACACCAACCGCGGUUGGGGGCGCGGUAAAGGUGACAUUGAGAGAGGAAGAGGUAGUGCCAGUAGCCGAGGUCGCCCACAACAGCCAUUGCCACCGAGGCCCUUGGAGGAACGCAUCGCGAAAUAGGGUGGAAACCUGGUAUUCGUAAGGUUUGAUCUUUUCUCUCAAGUUCAUCCUUUCAUGUCUUGCAGUCGUCUCAUGUUCUCUAUGCUAUAUGCCAUUUUUUUCGUGUUUGUCUAGUGUUGCCGAGGCGAAACGAAUCGAGAUGGAAAAUUCUGGU
Messenger RNA from Suillus subaureus, 4078 nucleotides. RefSeq lists its product as uncharacterized. The transcript is spliced from 3 exons. Lineage: Eukaryota; Fungi; Basidiomycota; Agaricomycetes; Boletales; Suillaceae. The coding region runs from base 169 to 3924 and encodes 1251 amino acids. The record is from RefSeq and is a predicted model, not a curated record.